Messenger RNA from Caenorhabditis remanei, 1176 nucleotides. RefSeq lists its product as uncharacterized. Gene Ontology annotation, molecular function: G protein-coupled receptor activity; neuropeptide binding. Gene Ontology annotation, cellular component: membrane; neuron projection. The record is from RefSeq and is a predicted model, not a curated record. The transcript is spliced from 8 exons. Bases 1 to 1176 code for a protein of 391 amino acids. Gene Ontology annotation, biological process: neuropeptide signaling pathway. Lineage: Eukaryota; Metazoa; Nematoda; Chromadorea; Rhabditida; Rhabditidae.
AUGACCGGCAUAUUUGGCAAUAUAUGGGUCGUUUGUUCAGUAGCCAGAAGUCGAAAGCCAAAAUCCCUGAUGUCUCGAAGUUCGCCAUCAGAUCGGUUGCGAGCCUACAUUUCAGUCCUAGCAGUAAUUGAUUUGACAGUUUUAAUGGCUCUUCUAGUCAGAUCACUCUAUCAUUUUUUACCACAUUUUAUGCUCGAUUCAAACAGUUGUCGAGCAAUGUUUGUACUUGAGAACAGUGUAAAAAUCACUUCACUUACAGUACUUUCAUGCAUUUCAAUAGAAAGAUAUAUUACAAUACGAAAACCUUUUUGUAGUGAGGUUCGCCGUCAAUUCGUGAAUGCCACUCCAAUCGGAGCAUCUAUAUUUGUUGGCCUCGUAAUUGGUGCAAUUAUAGUUCAAAUCAAUUCGGUUACUGUAUCAACGGACGGAAUGAAUUGUGUUCGAUCGUAUCGUGGAAAAGCGAUUCCACGUGUGGCUGCUUACUUAACUGCUGUCGCUUUUCUUGUGGAUCUCACUAUUAUUUCUUUGAAUUAUUCUCAAAUAGUGAGGCAUGUCAGAAGGAAAUUCACGAAAAGAAGAGCUAGAGUACAAGCAAAUUCUCGAGUGCGUGAAUCUCUUGUGAACGAACCACGAUACAUGAGAGAGAUGACAGCUGCAAUUGUCCGAGUUGGCGUAUUUCAUGUUGUCUGCUGGUUGCCAAUGUCACUGAUGCAGUUUAUUCCUGACAAUACGAUCCAAUCAGAACUGACAGCUGGCAUUCGAUUAUUCAGUAACUUCCGUGAUUUUAGUUUCACUCGUUGGUUAAUCUUCAUUGCCACCUGGCUUACUUCUACAAAUGCCGCUGGCGACUGGAUUUUCUACGCAGUCAUGAAUCGAGACCUUCGAAAUCUUAUUAGAUUCGCUACCGAACGGCGGAAACGAUCAACAAUGUCUCAUGCGGCAUCUCCAUCAACGAAUCGAAGUCUUCGACAACAAGUACCUCCAUCAAUGAAAGUUCUUCAUUCAAUUUCAUAUCGAAGUUCGAUUGGAGGAUCAAUGGAUGAUGCAGCUGGAGCAUCUUUUCUUCAAAGUUCUCCAAAAGAAUCUACAGUUUCCCAAGAACCGAAUAGUCCGUUUGGAGUCCGAGCGAAGAUUAGCAUUCUGACGAGAAAGGAAUCGGACGGCGAUAUGGUCUGA